Molecule: messenger RNA, 813 nt
Organism: Brugia malayi
Lineage: Eukaryota; Metazoa; Nematoda; Chromadorea; Rhabditida; Onchocercidae
Product: Zinc finger, C2H2 type family protein
Exons: 2
Coding region: 1-813 (270 amino acids)
Biological process (GO): regulation of transcription by RNA polymerase II
Cellular component (GO): transcription regulator complex; PcG protein complex
Molecular function (GO): DNA-binding transcription factor activity, RNA polymerase II-specific; RNA polymerase II cis-regulatory region sequence-specific DNA binding
Source: RefSeq, a predicted model, not a curated record
AUGAUACAAAUCAUUUGGUUCAGCUUUUUGCUUUGCAUCGUUUUGGCUAAGAAUGGAAGUAUCUCUCCGCUAAAUCUCGACAUCGAUGACAUCACAUGGGAUGACUGUAGCAAUGGGUACUUCUCAACUAGUUCCAAUAUCCUUGAUAAUAGCAAUUUGGAAUCGAUUCUGGGUUCAGGCAUGGAUAUUCAUAACAACGAACUAGAAAUUUCUGCUGAGAAUUUGCAAAAUAGCAUUUCAUUUCAUUCUUCGCACUUCGAUUUUACUGAUUUGUGGAAAAAUGAACACAGAAGCAAUGAGGAUUCGAAAAUCGAAACCGUUCCAAUCACAACAGGAAAUUACCAGUUGCAAGAAUUAUCGAGAACAGAUGGCGAGAAUAUGCAUGCUAGUAUUUCGUCCGAUCCUCUGCACUUCUUAGAUUUCACUCAUUUCCACAAAAUUGAAGAUGCAAGCACUGAACAACUCGAAAGAAAAACUGAUCUCGUUAAUGCAAAAAACUUGGAGUUAUUUGUUCUACAAAAUCCCACCAUUACAGAUAAGAAAAAUUACGAGUGUCCCCAUGUCGGAUGUACUAUGAAAACAAAGUGUCACCAGGAAUACAUAGCUCACAGAAGAACGCAUCCCAAACCUUUUACUUAUGAAUGCAGAGUGCCCGGUUGUGGACGAACAUUCAGUAAUCCAUCAACAUUAGUCAAUCACCAGAAAACACAUGGACCUAACGUUCAGUGCGAAAAUUGUGGCAAAAAUUUCAACUGUAAGAGUAAUCUGAGGUCUCACAUUGUACGAAAGCAUUGUAUGAAAUCUCCACGUUAG